This is a messenger RNA of Debaryomyces fabryi, 2595 nucleotides long. RefSeq lists its product as uncharacterized. Gene Ontology annotation, biological process: chorismate biosynthetic process; shikimate metabolic process. Lineage: Eukaryota; Fungi; Ascomycota; Pichiomycetes; Serinales; Debaryomycetaceae. The coding region runs from base 1 to 2595 and encodes 864 amino acids. Gene Ontology annotation, molecular function: shikimate 3-dehydrogenase (NADP+) activity; 3-dehydroquinate dehydratase activity. The transcript has a single exon. The record is from RefSeq and is a predicted model, not a curated record.
AUGCACGUUGAAAACCUGUCUUCUUCAAAAUCCGAUGACAUGGAGAGCAUUCCAUUUUCAAGAUCACCAUCAUCAAACUCAACUGGAACAACCUCAAAAUCGUCGACAGACAACAAAUUCUAUACAUUGAUUAUAAUAGGGUUAAGAGGAGUUGGAAAAUCAAGUUUAGCUUUAAUGGCGCUGGCCGCUUUAAAGUAUAAGUACGUGGAUGUUGAAAAAUGUGUCCUGGAAUAUACUGGUAUGCCUGAGGCCCGAUUUCUUGAAACGGUGACUGUAGAAGAAUACAGAGAAUUACAAUUUAAGUUAGUUUUGAGUGCCUUGAAAGAACAUGAAAACAGUAAUCUGAUAGUUGUGUUACCUUCCACAGUUAUUGACUCCCAUUUGUUAAUGAACUAUUUAGCACAUAAGGAAUACCCAUAUAUUAUAAAUGUUGAAACGGAAGAGUCACGUAUUUUGAAUUAUCUUAAUUUCAAUGGAUCUUAUGAUAAAGGGGUCAAAUUAAUUCAGCUGAAAUUUUUAAAGUAUAGAGCGAUUGCCAAAUAUAAUUUUUUUAAUUUGAAUUCAGAUUUGCUGUUUAUAAAGGAAAAUUUAAUUUCAAUUGGUAGUAAUAAUACUUAUUCCAAUAAUGAUAGUAAUAGUUAUCUUCUUUUAAAACCCAUUGAAAAAGAGUUCAUAAGAUUUUUAAACUUCAUACUUAAAGGAUCAUACUCUGCGGCAACAAUUUCUGGAAAUUUGCAUUUGAAAAUGAACUUCCUAGAAAGGUUUACUAGUUGCUUGCAAAUCAGCUUUCCAAAUAGCAUAAAUGAAGGAUUUUUAGAUAGCCUACACGAAACGAUUUAUGGCUCAGACGCAAUUGAGAUUCAGUUCGAUUUGAUUCAAGUUAUUAAACUAAACAUAUCUGCAUCGAACGUGAAGAUAGAUGAAUUUGUCGCACAAGUAAGGCGUUAUACUUAUUGUUCCAUUCCAAUAAUAUUGAGCAUAUCCAAUAGUUUAUCUCAAUUGAACUUAUUCAUUGAUGAGUAUUCCAUUUCGUCUGGUAACGACUAUGAUCAAAUCAGAGGGGACUUGAGAAGUUUUUAUUUCAACAUUUUGUACUCAGGAAUUAAAACCGGAUUAGACUAUCUUAUAGUAGAUUUGUCGAUGUGCUUCAAUGAUAAAGAUAAUUUUAUAUCCAAUGAAUCCAAAUUUGAAGACAUAAUUUCAAUCUUGAAGGAAUUGGUAAUUAUUAGUGGCCAAACAGAAAUAAUUGGAUCAUUUUCUUCUGAUGAUCCAAAUUUUUGGAUAUCACAGUAUGGAGCAAUUAAAGUUGUCGAAUUAGCCAAAACUAUAGGAAUUAAAUUUUUAAGGCUCACUUCGCCUGCAAAUGAACUAUCUGAUAAUUUUAAGGUUAUGUUUUUUAAACAGAAUUUGAGAUUAAUGUAUCCAAACUUGGAUAUGGAGGUUAUUGCUUUUAACACAGGGAAACUAGGAAAACUUUCUAAGCUUAUGAACAAGACUUUAACUCCUGUUUCAAUCAAGAAGGGGCUAAUUACAUCAUCUGAUCUAGAAUCAGACGGAGGUUCAAGUUUGUCAUCAUUUGAUAUACAGAGAGCAUUAAAUUCGUCCUUUAUUACUCCAUCUUUAGACUUUUAUGUUAUGGGUAUAAAUGUGACGAAAUCUUUAUCUCCCGAAAUGCAUAACUCUGCUUAUAGGGCACUUGGAUUGCCCCAUUGUUUCAAGAUAUUUGAAUGUUCUUCAUUGAUACCUAACUUGACAAAUUUAGUCAACUCUCCCACGUUUGGAGGAACUGCUAUUAUCAUGCCUUUCAAGAUGGAAGCCUUAAAGUAUGUUGAUACAAUGUCAAACCAUGUCAAAAUAAUAGGCGCAUUAAACACAAUUAUUGCUGAAAGGUCGAUUGAAAAUCCGAACAAGAUAAUAAAUAUCAGAGGCGAAAAUACUGACUGGUUGGGUGUGAAAUUAACAUUACAGGAUAAUAUCUCGCCAAUCAAUGCUAUUAGCAAAAAUAAAACGGCACUUGUAAUUGGAGCAGGUGGUAUGAGUAGAGCAGCAAUUUAUGCGCUAAUACAAUUAGGAUAUCAAAAGAUUCUUCUUUAUAAUCGGACUUAUGAAAAAGCCCAGCUGCUUGCAAACUACUAUAACAGUUUAUCUCCUAUUCGUUCAUCUAUAGCUUUAUCUAUAGGGGAAACUAGUUCCAAUGAUGAUUUAAAUUAUUUUGAAAUUAAUUUAUUGAAUGAUGAUGAAUAUUUGAAUGCAAAAAUUCCAGACAAUUUUGAUUACCCAUCUGUUGUUAUUUCAUGCGUUCCGAGCUCAGAUCCUCUCACAGGCAAGCUAACCAAUUUUGAAUUGUCGCUGGAAUGGUUUAAAAGCCCAUCUGGUGGGGUUGUAUUAGAAACAGGUUACGAUCCAUUAGUAACGCCUCUUUUGAAGAACACUAGUCAAUUCAGUAGCAAGGGAUGGGUUGGGAUAAACGGAUUGAAUUAUCUUUAUGCUCAGGUAUUGGCCCAAUUUGAGAUGUUUACAAACAAACCUGCUCCAAAAGCACUAUUGAAAGAUGUUGUUAUAAAGCAUUAUCAAAUGAAAAAGUGCGAGAGCUGA